Messenger RNA from Rubroshorea leprosula, 1176 nucleotides. The record is from the annotation of a GenBank genome assembly. Lineage: Eukaryota; Viridiplantae; Streptophyta; Magnoliopsida; Malvales; Dipterocarpaceae.
AAAGUAACUCUCAUGCUUCAAAAAAUUUGGAUCAUACAGCAGGUUAUUGGGGAUGCUCAGUCUUGCCUUCUGCACCUAGAAUCCAACCAAAUUUGUUUUGAGUUAGCUCAUGACUACAUCAAGAUAUGAUUCCCGGUGUCUGGUUUCUUGUUUGUUUCUUAUUGUUAUCAACAGCAUGUUCCUCCAAAAAUAAGAACAAUAAUGAAGAACUGUAUCACCAGGGAGGAAGUUCCUGCUGGAUUUUUGCAACAAUUUUUGGAUGGCAUUGCUUCAUCAGUGAGAUGGUCAACCUAAAAGGAGCCUUAAGUCGCUGUACACAUAAAGGGACAUAUGGGGAUUAUUUCUGCUGACAGCAUACUGCUUUCACUAAGUUAACGCAUAAACUAUAGUAUGCUAGUUAGAUCUCUUAUAAGUGUUACAAGUCAGGUGCACUUUGAGCAGUUACAUUCGCUUGUUAGUGGAAUCUCAAUAUGCUCAUCUUACACAUCAAUAGGAUGUAGAAAGACACCCAUGCUAUGCUACUGCUAUAACUUGAGGAACAAGUCCAUAUUGAAGUUUUGUGACAUUGUUUUUUGUGGCAUCAGCUUAAUUGGUGAGUUGAUCUGCCUUAAAUAUAACUCCAAACCCAAAUUAUAAUUUUUUUAAAACAAAUUUCAACUCAUGAAAAUUAAAUGUAACAAAAUCAUUUGAACCUAUUUUGACUGAUUUUUUUGCAUUGGUCACCGACUUUAAGAUUCCUAUCAGGUUUCAGGGGCUCAACAGAUAGAAAUACGAGAUGGAUUCUCACAUUGCAUGAAAUUAAGAUGCUAUUUAUCAUGAUUUUCUGAUAGACGAAGUAGAUAUGUCCAAAAUUCCUGAAUCAAACGAACCGCUGCAACCCUGGUAUUAUUGUUCGUCUUCGGCAAAAUCUAAUGGAUGGUACUUUAGUCCAUGGUCAGGGUCAAAGAUUUUCCUUUCUAAAAGGCAUUCAAGCUUUAAUUACUGAAGCCAUUUUCAUGCUUCUCUGUGCAUUAAGGUUUGAUCACGAGAACUUAAUUCACCACUUAUAUGUAUAUAACCAGAGUUUGCCUCCAAGGACAAGAAGAAAGUUCAUUGUAUGGGGGGAACUCUUUUCUGUCUCAUCUUGUGUUAUGCUUAAUGUCUUGUAUUCUUUUCCUCGCGGUGCCAUAACACUAC